AAGACGAAUGGUGAAGACAAGAAACGGACUACAUCGAGUAUUGCUAGAAUUUUCAAGAAAUUUAUGUACAUUGCUUAAAACUAAGAAAAUAUUACGAGAUUUAAUCAAAGGCGCGUUUAGCGUAGUUAAGUAAAGAAUUCAGAAUAACGAUAGUAAAAGGUUUCCAAGAAGAUGAUAGCUUCAACGGAAAGGGGUCAACGGGGUAUUAAUCGCGUUUUGGCCAAAUUGGAGCAUUCGAUUAACACGGGAAAUUAUUAUGAAGCUCAUCAAAUGUAUCGCACUUUAUACUUUCGUUAUAUAGCUCAACGCAAAUACUUUGAAUGCAUGGAUUUAUUGUACACCGGAGCACUUCGAUUAGUUAGGAAUGCACAAGAGCCCAGUGCUGCUGAUUUGGGUUUACUUAUUGUCGACACUCUAGAGAAAAGUGGUCAUCGAACAAAUAUUGAGUUAUGGAUAGAGCGUUUCAGUGAGUUAAUUGAAAAUUUAAGCUCAACAACUGUGGAAAGAGAAACGCUGAUUAAUCGUUGCAUUAAGUGGAGCGGCGAGGUGUCCGGUCAUAAUUUAGGUCAUCCAAGUUUGCAUAAAAGAAUAGCCAGGUUACUUUGGAGUGAAGGUAAUACGGAGCAAGCACGCCAUCAUGUUUUGCUUUGUCGUGAUGGAAAUAUGUGUGGUCGUUUUCUGGUCAAAAUUAGUGAAAAGAAAUCUUAUACUAGUGAAGUGGAUUUAAUUAUUGUACAGGCGGUGUUGCAGCAGCUUUGUCUUAAGGAUCGCAAAACAGCCGAAGAAACUUUUACUACAUACAUACGGCAACAUCCGGAUAUUAAACGCAAAGCGGCUCCUUAUAAAGAGAUUUUAUUGAAUUUCAUCUACUUCUUAUUUCUCUGCAUUGACAUUAAUCGAUCCGCAGCCUUUCGUUCGUUGUGCGAUUUGUAUAAACCAUCAUUGGACCGGGAUCCCUCAUUUCAGAAAUAUUUAGUAAAAAUUGGAGUUUUAUUUUUUGAUAUAAAUCCAUCACCAGCUAAUAGUGGGGCUAACAUGAUGGGAGGUAUGUUCGGUGAUUUAUUUUCAGGGCUCUUCCAAGGUUUCGACGAUGAUGACGAGAAUAAUGAAUUACUACAAGAGCGCAGACAUGGUGACGGUGACGGCUCUCAUAUAAGUCAUGAACUAGAUUAGCGUUUCGGAUAGCAAAGCUUAUUUGUAUUUUGUUGCUAAUUUUAUAUUCUCUAAUUUAUGUGCUAAGUUGACAAUUUUGAUUUGUUUAUUUUACUUGGAAAGAUGAAUUGAAAAGAUAAAUUAAAGAUAUAUAAAGCGCUAUGAAUCUUAAAAAGUAACUGGUUUAACGACUGAAGACGAAUAAUAU
This is a messenger RNA of Glossina fuscipes, 1360 nucleotides long. RefSeq names its product Golgi to ER traffic protein 4 homolog. The record is from RefSeq and is a predicted model, not a curated record. The transcript has 2 exons. NCBI's taxonomy places the organism in Eukaryota, Metazoa, Arthropoda, Insecta, Diptera, Glossinidae. The coding region runs from base 172 to 1173 and encodes 333 amino acids. Gene Ontology annotation, molecular function: protein binding. Gene Ontology annotation, cellular component: cytosol; BAT3 complex. Gene Ontology annotation, biological process: protein insertion into ER membrane.